AUGUCGAACAUGGUUUUGAAUGGAAACAUUGACAAAUCCGAUAGGAAUUCCAUACUAGACAUACUUCAAUCGCUUGAGAAUAUUGCAUGGGGACAACCAGGCUCUGCAAGGUGCGAUUUUAGGAGUGAUGUUAUUACACGCCCUAGCCUUAGGAUGUUGUCCGCGGUGGUCAAGACUACACUCGGCGAUGACGUAUUUCGAGAAGACCUAACGACUGCCCACUUCGAAGCGCAUGUGGCUGAAAUCAGCGGCCGAGAAGAAGGCAUGUUCGUGAUCACAGGGACGAUGGCCAAUCAGCUUUGUUUGCAUGCUCUAGUCUCAACUAGACCGUGUGGGAUUUUACUUAGCUCAGAGUCCCAUGCCAUACACUAUGAGGCAGGUGGCUCUUCGAUGCUUAGCGGCGCCAUGCUUCAGCCUGUGCAGCCGUCGAAUGGUAAAUAUCUGAGAGUGGAAGAUUUGGAGGAGCACGCAAUUCUAACCGACGAUGUCCACAAAUGCCCCACAAGCAUUGUUUCUAUGGAAAAUACAGCUGGUGGAGCAGUCGUUCCUGUCCAUGAGCUCCGCCGCAUCCGGGAUUGGGCAAAGCAAAAUAACGUGAGGACUCACCUGGACGGUGCUAGACUUUUCGAGGCUGUUGCUACCGGUGCUGGGACUCUCAAAGAAUAUUGCAGCCUUAUUGACCUAGUCUCCGUGGAUUUUAGUAAGAAUCUUGGAGCCCCAAUGGGCGCAAUGAUUCUUGGUGACAAAAAAUUGAUUCAGCAGAUGCGAAGAACUCGAAAAGGGAUUGGAGGAGGAAUGAGACAAGGAGGGGUAAUCACUGCAGCUGCACGGGAGGCACUGUUUGAAAACUUUGGACUGGGAGCGGAAAUCGAAAGUCAAACCCUAUUGCAAGUGCACAAAGUCGCAAAGCGUCUAGGGGAAGAAUGGACUAGAAAAGGUGGGAAGUUGAGCAAAGAGAUCGAGACAAAUAUCAUAUGGCUCG
Messenger RNA from Bipolaris zeicola 26-R-13, 982 nucleotides. RefSeq lists its product as uncharacterized. Gene Ontology annotation, cellular component: cytosol. Gene Ontology annotation, molecular function: L-allo-threonine aldolase activity. Gene Ontology annotation, biological process: glycine biosynthetic process; L-threonine catabolic process. The record is from RefSeq and is a predicted model, not a curated record. The transcript has 2 exons. Lineage: Eukaryota; Fungi; Ascomycota; Dothideomycetes; Pleosporales; Pleosporaceae. The annotation marks the transcript as partial.